Molecule: messenger RNA, 1414 nt
Organism: Drosophila melanogaster (fruit fly)
Lineage: Eukaryota; Metazoa; Arthropoda; Insecta; Diptera; Drosophilidae
Gene: FoxL1
Product: forkhead box L1
Exons: 3
Coding region: 217-1314 (365 amino acids)
Biological process (GO): regulation of DNA-templated transcription
Cellular component (GO): nucleus
Molecular function (GO): DNA binding; DNA-binding transcription factor activity; sequence-specific DNA binding
Source: RefSeq, marked reviewed
UUAGUCGAUCGGACUUCUUGGCUGACGCAACACAUGGUCCACAGUCGCGCUCGAAUCGCCCACAAAAUCGGAAGUAACAGCUAACCGGAAAACAGGACAAAAAUCCUAAAUAUCUAACAAGUUAAUGUGAAGUGAUAUUCGAAACAAAGUUCCCGAAAGAUACAUAAAGAGUAUAAAAGAACUUUGAAUCAAGUUACUGGGAUUUCGUUUUGAAAAAUGUUACCCUCUUGCUAUGCCAAUGGAUCGAUGCUGCCGGAUAAUGAGGAGCUGGUCAACUCCAUGCUAGCGAAUCCGGAUUAUCUCAGGACCCAGGUGUCACCCAAUCCGCUGGCUCCAAGUGCCGUCGGAGGUGCGGGCAUGGAGGGUCUGAUGUGCGGAUCGUUUUCACCGGCCUUCUACUACCAGGGCAUCGAUAGCUUUCUGGCCCUGCACAACAACAUCUGGGGAUUGCCUAUAUCCUUUCUGCACAACUCCCAUCGACCGGAAAAGCCUCCUUUCUCCUACAUUGCCCUCAUCGCCAUGGCCAUCAGCAGUGCACCCAACCAGCGACUGACCCUCAGUGGAAUCUACAAGUUUAUCAUGGAUAAAUUCCCAUAUUACAGGGAGAACAAGCAGGGCUGGCAGAACUCCAUUCGCCACAAUCUGUCCCUCAACGACUGCUUCGUGAAGAUUCCGCGGGACAAGAACACAAUCGAGGAUAACGACAGUGCUGGGAAGGGAAGCUACUGGAUGCUGGACUCAUCGGCAUCGGACAUGUUCGAACAGGGAAACUACCGCCGGAGGAGAACGCGCAGGCAGAGGCACUGUGGCCAUCCAAAUCGCUACGAGAGGGAAUCGGGAAAGGAUUCAAAUGAUGGCAACAGUAGUGCAGCAGAGAUUCGCUCGCCCAGCGAACCGCUGAGUGACUUCGAUAUCUUCUGCAACGAGCGGCCCAAUUACUCCGACAGGAUUACGGAUCUGCACAGGCAGUACUUGUCCGUAUCCCUGGGCUUCAACAGUCUGUUCAACAACGAGGCCCGCGGACUCCGACCACUGCCCGAGAUCAGGGAAUGCCCAGACGAUGUGGACGCCUCGUCCAGUUCCAGCAAAGCAAUGCAAAGUUCCAUGGAACUGCACGAGGAGCUACAUUCGCCGAGCGCCUUUACUCCUCCUCUCAAUCGACGGGAAACCUCGUCAUCGGGUGCACCUGUCCUUGCCGAAGCUUUUAAUGGCAUCAAGGAUGUGGUGGAUGCACCUGGGAGCAGUCCAGUGGCCAGCAGCAACCGAUCAAAGACCACGCUGUUUACCAUCGACAAUAUCAUUGGCAAGCCAUAAGCAAUGCACCUCUUUUGGCUUAAUUAUCUUAAUUUAGUGAUAAAUAUUCUUGCAUAAAAUACAUAAAAGUGAUGGAGUUUUAAAAUAUAGAUUGGUUUGC